Messenger RNA from Brassica rapa (field mustard), 886 nucleotides. RefSeq lists its product as uncharacterized. NCBI's taxonomy places the organism in Eukaryota, Viridiplantae, Streptophyta, Magnoliopsida, Brassicales, Brassicaceae. The record is from RefSeq and is a predicted model, not a curated record.
UUAUUUCAGCCCCAGUCUCCAAGCCAUCACAGACUUUACUUUGAGGUACAAUAUCCCUUUUUAUGAUUUAACUAUGUUUGAUGUGUGCCUAACUAAAAAAUCACACCAUUUCUAUUCCAGCUUGAGAGGUGUAGUCACCAAUUUGGACGACAACACGGAGAACGCUACCUGGCCCCUUAGCUCAAUUGGAGAUCUCAGCUACUUCCUCUCCAAUCCUACCGACCAGGAACCUUAUUUUGUCUGCAAAGCCCGGAUAGUUGACGUCCUAAACAAAAAGGGCUGGUACUACAUCUGUUGCACUCGGUGCAGCAAAGAAAUGGUCAAAUCAGCUGCCUCUCUCCGCUGUGACCAAUGUGGUAACACCAAUGACACCGGUGUUGUUAGGUAUCGUGUUGAAUUGUUGGUUGAUGAUGGGAAUAAUUAUGCAACUUUUGUGGUGUUCGAUAAGGAGAUGCUCGAGAUGACUAAACAUCAUGCAGCUACUCUCUUUCUGAACGAGGUCAAUGUUGGUCUUGACGACAAACUCCCGCAAUGCGUAUCAGGACUUGAAGGGCAAACUUUUGUUUUUCAUAUACGUGUCAAGCCAUGCAACUCCACCCAGAACUACAGUCCCUUUACUGUUUCUGCUAUCAGUCACAAUAUUGACACCAAGGAUUUCAACAUCAAGGAAGGCCCCUGUGUUGAUCUUAAAUGUGAUGAACCAUCCACUUCCCCUCCAGCCAACAACACGUUAACAGCUGAGGUGGAAGAAGGUGAACGCAGCUGCUCCCGUGAGUGAAUGCUUGAAAGCAACCAAAAGCGUCAUCCCAAGCCUCCAAGUCUUUCUCAGUUUUAAUAUUACUAUGCAUUUCAAGUUUCUCUCUUUGCAACCUCUUACUUGCAACGU